This is a messenger RNA of Moneuplotes crassus, 714 nucleotides long. NCBI's taxonomy places the organism in Eukaryota, Ciliophora, Spirotrichea, Euplotida, Euplotidae. The record is from the annotation of a GenBank genome assembly.
UUAAUUUUUGAGUAAAUAAUGGGAAUUACUAGCACUUGCUGUACAGAGAGACGCCUCAAGGAGCCUUUACAGACAGAAAACACUCCCCCUGCAGUUCGAAAUCCAAAGUCAGCUAGAGGGAGACGCACUUCAAACAGAGACAAGAUAGCUGAUCAGAAUAUGACACAAGAGUCAAUAGAAAAGGAUCAGGAGAACUUUCUAUCUCUGAAAAAUAUCCAAGAUGAAAAUAAAAGAGAGAACUUAGGAAGAAACAAACCAAACUCAAAUUCAAAACGUCAGAGAUAUAUGCAAACAAAAAUUCAUAUACUUAAAUCAAUAGAUGGACUAAAUGCAUCAAAGAAAGCUAGAGGAAGAAAGAGUAGGUUUAAAAAUAGUAUUACCAUGCCAAUGGAUUUUCAACAUAAAAGAGGGCCGAACAGCACAAGAAAUAUAGAUUUCUUACAGCCUAAGAAGAUAUUGUCCUCUGAUAAGCCUAAGUAUGACAGCUCUAGGGUGAUUUACGAAGCCAUCAUCAGCGACUUUGAAAAGAUGAGGAAAAGAUAUCAUUUUAACCAAGACUCUCCUACAGUGUCUGAGUCAGACAACCAGAAGUCAACAAUUAAUAGUGACUCUCAAAGGAUGAGAUAUAUCACCUGAGGAAACGCUUUGAACAAGAAAUUGAAGUUGUAAUCUAAUAUCUCUUUAUCAAGCCAUACUUGCUUAUUUUGUUCGCAC